GCGCAGGCGCAGAUCGCGUUGCCUAACAGUGGUAAACAGACGUCAGAAGGGAGUCUUCGCCUCGAGUCAAAACAAAACAAAGCAAAAUAAGUCAAAAAGAGAGCGAAGAAGCGGGUAUUUGGAUCGCUACGACGACAGAAAGUUUCUCAAAACUCGUCUAGGAUCUGGAACGGCUGCUCAGUGGAGCCUAUCCGAGGUUUUUCGCGGACUUUUUCACGGAUUGUAAACUCUGGAGUAGCAGGAGCUUAAGCAGCUAGCGUUACGGUGGCUAUCGUGCUGUUUGGAAAGUGCGGCGGCGACUUGGAGCCGACAGACCCGCUGACGACCGAGCUCCGCUGAGUCCCCUGGAACAAACGGUAGGAUUCCUUCACCGAGUCCACGAAGGCGACCAUCAGUCUGGAGUUUAGUUUGGAGCGGGGCGGUGUGUGAAGUGUUUGACCGCCGUGCGAGGCGGCAAGACUGGGAGAAACAUGGCAGUUGGUGACAUGCGCCUGGCCGCAAUGUGGCGCAUGGAACGGACCUAAGGCACGGACUUCAGGACUGCGUUUUUUUAAAAGUUUUUUUUAACACUUGUUUUUUUUUUUUACUACAAUAAACUUUAUCAAGGUUAGAGUAAAGCACAUUCCCUUCCCCUUUUGUCUAUUUUAGAUAUAAGUUUGGAUGUUUAAAUCCCAGUCGGGACACAGAGACAGUGGACAAAGUCUCAGGAUUGUUUGCACAAAGUCGCUCCUUCUACAUUUUUACUAUUAACUCUAAUUCAGCCGCGCUGGUUAGUGACUGCUGAUUUUUAUAUUCUUGCUACUUUUUGUUUGUUUUUAUUUGCAAUCGUGCUCUUCAAACAUAAAAAAAUGUUUUUGACGGAAAAGUAAGAAAAAAAAAUCUGGAAAUUUGGUAUAGGAAGAUAUUUUCACUCAUUUCUAAAAUACUACUUUGGUGGUUUUUAAAAACUUUGAAUACUUAACGAACUUAUUAUUUUUAAUAUGAGCAGAAACCUCUGUAGAUCCAGAUGUUUCGGUGCUCAUUGACACUCCUUCACUGUUGUUUGUGUUUCAUUGAAACAAAGAGACUUCUUCUAUAUAUAUAAAUCGGAAGGUUUAUGAUAGUUACUAUUAAGGAGAUUAUUUGGGUUCCCUAAUCUCCAAUCUGAGGAUUAACAGAGGCCAUUGGUGUGUCCAGAUUAUUGCGUCUCCUUUCUAGGCCCCUUAGUUGAAGCCCCCCCUGUUGUGACUGAGGUAUAUAUUUAUGUCAGAAACUUUUUAAUUUACAUUUAAAUAUUGAAAAGGUAAAUGUUUUAGGAGAACAGAACUUUGUCAGAGGGAGUUUAGAGAACCAGCAUGGAGGAGUCUUCAAUGCCCCCCAUCGAUCCCGACUUUGAGCCGCAGAGCAGACCCCGCUCCUGCACAUGGCCGCUCCCGAGGCCCGACAUCUCGGCUGUCAAAGUAGAAGGGGCGGAUGGCGCCGAGUCCGCCGCCGGGACCCCGCCCGCAGCGGACGAGGACAAGCCCGAACCGCAGCAAAUCAUCUCCGAGCCCGAGAAAGCCGCUGCCGCCGCGGCGGCGGAGGAGGGCGGGGUUGUGGCCGGCGUGGGCGGAGCCGGAGCGACGCCCCGCAAAGGAUCCUCCAGGCGCAAUGCGUGGGGGAACCAGAGCUACGCGGAUCUGAUAAGCCAGGCCAUCGAGAACUCGCCAGAAAAGAGGCUGACCCUGGCUCAGAUCUACGACUGGAUGGUGAAAACUGUGCCUUACUUCAGAGAUAAAGGAGACAGCAACAGCUCUGCCGGCUGGAAGAAUUCAAUCCGCCACAACUUAUCACUCCACAAUAAGUUCUUGAGGGUUCACAAUGAGUCCACCGGGAAGAGCUCCUGGUGGAUGCUCAACCCCGAGGGUGGGAAGACGGGGAAAGCCCCCCGCCGCCGAGCCGUCUCCAUGGACAACAGCAGCAAGCUGCUGAAGAGCCGCAUACGAGCCAAGCAGACCAAGAAGCAGGCUGGAGCGGCCGGUGGUGGUGGUGUGCUGCAGGGAGACGGCGGCGGCGGUUCUGCCGGCGCUGAGAGCCCCAACUCGUCUCAGCAGUUCCCCAAGUGGGGCGUGAACAGCAGCAGCCCGUCAUCGCGUGGCAGCCUGGACGAUGCUGACAUGUGGACCACCUUCCGCCCACGCACCAGCUCCAACGCCAGCACCCUGAGCGGCCGCCUGUCGCCCAUCGCCCCAGGCCAGGAGGACGAUGACAGCCUGCCUGACGACGGCCUGCUGGGCCGCUACGCCUCCAGCAGCCUGACCCCGACGCUCACAGAGACCGUCAUGGAGGAGCUGGACCUGAUCGACAACCUCACCCUGAUGACGGCGCAGCAGGGCGCGGCCAGUCCCAGCACGGCGCCACCGGCACCGCCCACGCCACUGCCCUCCGCUUCCACCUUGCUGCCGCGCGGCUCCGGCUUCACCUCCUUCCACCAGGCGCACUCUGCCGCCCAGCCCGCCGUCUCCCUCAAAGAGCCGCCAGCGUCCUUCAGCAACUCCCUCUUCAACCCCAUGAGCAGCUCCAGCGCUCACGGUGGCGGCCACUAUGGCGGCCAUGUUCCCUCCAGCCUGGAGGUGCUGCUGACCUCUGACUCCCCUCCGCCCAGUGACGUGCUAAUGGCCCAGGUCGGCCCGCUCAUGGCGAACUCUGGAGGUCUGGGUCAGAUGGGUUUGGGCGUGCGAGCCAAACCCGCUCAGCUGCAGCUGAACAAAGCGCUGGAGGCGAACGCCGUGGCGCCGAUGGCGAUGCAGACCCAGAUGCAGCCGACGCCACAGCAGCAUUUCCGCCACAACCACCAGCAGCAUCAAAUCGGACUGGGGAUGAUCCUGUCCGGACUCUCCCAGGACCCGACUCCCCUCUCUGCUCUCAAAACCCACCAGGUGCAAACCAUCAGCGCUCAUCACACCGCCCCCGCUCCGGCCCCAGCAGCCAAUCAGAGCCUGAGCCUGCCGGCGGUUGGUCCGUUUGGCGCUCCGACAGGGUUCCAGCCCGGUCAGGAGCGACUGCCCACGGACCUGGACAUAGAUAUGUUCACCGAGAACCUGGACUGCGACGUGGAUUACAUCAUCAACAGCGACCUCAUGGACGGAGAUGGCAUGGAUUUCAACUUUGACCCCAUCCUGCCCGGAGGCCAAGGCUACACGGGGCCAACCAACACGCAGGGCUCAGCCCACAGCUGGGUGCCCAGCUAAUCCAGCAGAACCUCAUCAGGAUCUCACCUCCAGUCAACUUAACCUCACUAAAACAGCAGAACAACUGGUGCACCGCCCCCUGCUGGAUGAAAACAGCAAAUCCAACGUCUGACCUCACGUCACUUGCCAAGACGUGCGGUUACAGGGAGGCAACUGCUUUCUUUUUAUUUUUCUCUAAAUGAUUUUUCUUAAUAACACUUGGCAACAAUUUGGCUGCUUUCUUAAGAACCGGAACUGAUGACUUUAUUAUUAUUAUUGUUAUUAUUUUUAUUUGUGUAAAAAAAAAAAAA
Molecule: messenger RNA, 3499 nt
Organism: Xiphophorus maculatus (southern platyfish)
Lineage: Eukaryota; Metazoa; Chordata; Actinopteri; Cyprinodontiformes; Poeciliidae
Gene: foxo4
Product: forkhead box O4
Exons: 3
Coding region: 1335-3209 (624 amino acids)
Biological process (GO): regulation of transcription by RNA polymerase II
Cellular component (GO): nucleus
Molecular function (GO): RNA polymerase II cis-regulatory region sequence-specific DNA binding; DNA-binding transcription factor activity, RNA polymerase II-specific
Source: RefSeq, a predicted model, not a curated record